UAAGCGCUGCACACAACAUGUGGAAAACAAAUGGUCAAAGUCAGUCAUCUUUUUACAUUAAAUAACGCUCAGUUGCAGCAAAACCUGCCUUCAUUGUUAGUGUAUUAGUGAUGUUAAUACUGACCCUCAGCUGCUGGCAGGUCUGACCGCAGGGACCAUGAUCUGUCUCCUCCUGUCCCGGGGGCUUCUUCCUGGGAUACAGCUGUGCUCUGUCACCCGGCAAAGGCUCCAUAAACUGGCUUCACUCCAGAAUGUCAGAAUGCUUCCUCCAAAGACAGUCCAAAGCUUACUUUACCCCUUCAGUCGGAUGGAGCCUUACCUGGACAGGUCGGUGGACCGCUCUCAGUUCCAGCACUUCCAUCCCAGCGUGAAGGACAUGAUCAAAGCAGAAACUCUCUUCCAUUCCUCGCCGUCUCAUAAGAUCGAUUACCGCAUCUCUGCAGAGCGGUUGGACCAUGUUCCUGUCCUGAAGCCACCAGAGGUCAGUGGGCAGCCCCCUCUCACUGUUAUCCCCCCAGCUGUGCAGUGUCUUAUUAAAGGGUACACAAAGAGAGUAGAGUUUGUGUAA
This is a messenger RNA of Notothenia coriiceps (black rockcod), 568 nucleotides long. RefSeq names its product GTP binding protein 8 (gene gtpbp8). Lineage: Eukaryota; Metazoa; Chordata; Actinopteri; Perciformes; Nototheniidae. Gene Ontology annotation, cellular component: mitochondrion. The record is from RefSeq and is a predicted model, not a curated record. The coding region runs from base 158 to 568 and encodes 136 amino acids. The transcript has 4 exons.